UAUCAUGCCUCGUCAAAAAAUAUUUAUUGUUGGUGUUAUGAAAAACCAAAUACUCGGUAGUAAAUUACCAUCUAAAAAAGACGUUUUAAGUGUUUUAUUUUUUAAUAUGCGGAUGGUAAAAUUAACGCUACAAGAUAGUAUUUCAUUGGUUAUUGAUGAAUGUUUAAUUUUUUGGAAAAAAGCCCGAAUACCAACUCGAGAUCGAUGUCAUUGCUUAAAACAAUUGAAAAAACUCUAUGAAGAAUUACGAAACCUCGAAAAAAGUAAAAAUCGGAAUAGUGAGUUAUGUAGGCAGAGAGAGCAUAGUUUCGAAGAAAAUUUAAAUGAUUUAUUUGAUAUUGCGCAUGCAUUUGCUAUGGAUAUGAUAAAAAUAAAUGAAGAUAAAGAAUUUUUAAACUUUCAACGACAAAAAGGCCGCCCUGGGUGUAUGCUUGGUACGGAUGUACAAUUAGCCGGAAUUGAAAAACGAAAACAUAAUCGUGUAAAAAAAAACAUCGAAGUACAAGAAAAGCCGUGUUCGUCAAAAUCUGAAGAAGUUGAAUUGAAUUCUACAUUUAGUUCGGAAGAAGUAGAAUCUAUUGAUUCUGUUACAGAGACCGAAAGUUCUAGUUCUCCAAUCCCGUGUACAAUGCAAAUGAAAAGGGCACGAUUAGAAAUAUUGACACCUCGACUUUCUGCUGUACUUGAUAAAUGUAAGAUCAGCGAUAGAGAUGCUGUUCAUUUAUUAACAGCCUGCGUGGAAGCAACUUCUCUAAAUCCAUUAGAUUUUGUCAUAAAUCGAACUUCAAUUCGGCUAUCUCGUCAACGUUUUCGUGAGUUAAAUGCUUUUAGAAUAAAACAAAAUUUUUUUGAUUUAAAUUUAAAAUUUAUAACUAUACACUGGGAUUCAAAAAUUCUUCUCGAUAUAACUGGUAAAACAAAAGUCGAUAGACUUCCUAUUAUUGCAACACCUCCAAAUACUGAACAACUUCUUGGUGUUCCCGAACUUUCUGCUGGAACCGGUUAUGAAGUUUCAUCUGCUGUGUACGAUACUCUUGAAGAUUGGUUACUUCUUGAUAGUGUACACGCAUUUGUAUUUGAUACAACGGCAUCUAAUACUGGACGUUUAAAUGGUGCUUGUGUUCUUUUAGAACAUAAACUUGGACGUAAUAUUUUAUACUUGGCUUGUAGACAUCAUGUUUUUGAAAUUAUUCUCCAAAGUGUAUUCGUUGGAUCUAAGUUUGCUCCAUCUUCAGGCCCUGAUAUCCCAUUAUUUAAAAGAUUUAAAAAUCAAUGGAAAACAAUUGAUUUAACACAGUUUUCAAUUUGGUCGAUGGAUGUUAAGACCAGUAAUGUUCUCAAUGACGUAAGGCAACAAAUAUUAAUAUUUGCUCAUGAAAAACUUAGAGACGAUUUUCCUCGGGAUGAUUAUAAAGAAUUCCUUGAAUUAAUAGUCAUAUUUUUAGGAGACGUUCCUCCAGGUGGUAUUAAAUUUCGGCAGCCAGGACCCUAUCAUUUGGCCAGAUGGAUGGCAAAAGGAAUAUAUUGCCUAAAAAUUAUAUUAUUUCAGAAGCAAUUUAAAUUAAGUGUAGGAGAAAAAAAAGCCUUACAAACCAUUUGCUGUUUUAUUGUAAAAUGCUAUGCGGAAUCGUGGUUCACUGCUCCAGAUGCAGUGCAAGCACCACUUAAUGAUAUAAUAUUUAUAAAAAAACUUAAUUCUUAUAAAAAGGACGAUAAAAUUAUUGCAGAAAUAGCUUUAAAUAAAUUUUUAAACCAUUUAUGGUAUCUUAAUGAAGAGUGCGCAGCUUUCAGUUUAUUUGAUGACAGAAUUAAUGUAAAACAAAUACGUAAUAUGGUUCAAAAAAUAUUGGAAGAAGACAAAGAAGAAGAAAAAGAAGUACAAAAGAAAUUUUACCUUAAAUCAGAAGAAGUUUCUAAUUUUGUAAAUAAUGAGCUCCCAACAUCAUUACUCUCGGCUAAAUCGAUGAUGAUGUUUAAGAGAUUUGGUUUAUCUACUAACUUCUUAAAAAUAGAUCCAUCUGAAUGGAACACACAAAAUGACUACAUCCAAGGUCAACAAAUAAUUAGGUCACUUAAGGUUGUAAAUGAUACAGCUGAACGUGGAGUGAAACUGAUGGAAGAAUUUAAUGAAAAAAUUACAAAAGAUGAAGACCAAAAACAAUUUUUAUUGAAAACUGUGCAAGAUUAUCGUCGUAAAUACCCAGGACAUAGCAGAGAAAAGUUGAAAACGCCAUAUACCUAAUAAUUCAAUAAUUAAUUUAAUCUCCAAAUACUCACCUUAAUAAUAUUUAAC
This is a messenger RNA of Metopolophium dirhodum (rose-grain aphid), 2293 nucleotides long. RefSeq lists its product as uncharacterized. The transcript is spliced from 3 exons. The record is from RefSeq and is a predicted model, not a curated record. The coding region runs from base 5 to 2242 and encodes 745 amino acids. NCBI's taxonomy places the organism in Eukaryota, Metazoa, Arthropoda, Insecta, Hemiptera, Aphididae.